GAUAAAUCUAAAGUUGAUCACAAUGGCCGACCAAGCAGAUUGGCGAACUCAAAAUUUCCGUCAGAAACUCGUAGCUCAAAUCGAUGAAGCAAUUCGGCAGUCAGCUACGCCAAUGGUGCGAUCAAGUAUGGACAUGGAAAACCAUGUUUUUCAAAAAGCUAAGACACGAGAAGAAUACCUAGCCUUGGUUGCUAGACUGAUUCUGCAUGUGAAGGAUUUCAAUGCAACCAAGAAGAACCAACAGGCAGGCGUGCCCGGCCCUGUGAUGGCAGCCCAUGGUAUGGGGGGCGGGGCAGGAGUCCCGGGACAGCAGGACCCCAUCAAUGCCCUACAGACUCUCACCAGGCAGGGGGUGGGGCAACAAGGUAUGAUGGCGACACACCAAAUGACGCCACAGCAAAGACAACAGCUUGUUGCGCAGCAACAGGCACAGCAUUUAAUGCAGCAACAGCGAGCCCAGCAGCAACACCAACAGCAGCAGCAGCAGCAACAACAGCAGCAGCAGCAGCAGCAGCAGCAGCAGCAACCACAGCAACAGAAGCCCCAAUUGCAGAGACAAGAUGCAUUCAUUGUCACCUCUCCCCAGAAUGUGCAGCCUGUUCAGAGUCAACCACUCCCCGCCUCCUGUCAGAAUAUCCCGUUCCAACCCACAUCUGGGGUAGCUCCUCGUCCUGUUGGCCCCAGCGGGAUCUCAGGCCAACAGCAACAGUUCCAGCAGUCGUCUGGACCACAGUCAGUUGGCUCUAUGGCCCCUGCCCACUCCCCUGCUCAGAUGAGUUCUCCAGUCACCAUGUUGACGGCACCAUCCCCUCAGCCGCAGGUAACACCAUCUCCCGCGGCCAAGGGGAACACUGGCACGCCAUCCCCCAGCGCAGCCCUCAACACUCCAGGUAAUCCCGGCUCUGUGGGCCCCGCCCCGAGUCCUGGCCAGCCCCGGAACACCACGGAGGAGCAGGCCUACCUGGACAAACUGAACAAGCUGUCCAAGUACAUCGACCCACUCCGCCGCAUGGUCAACAGGCUGGAGAAAGAUGGAGAUCGGAAGAAAGAUUACCAUAAAAUGAAGAGUUUACUGGACAUUCUGACUGACUCCACCAAGAGGGUGCCAGUUGCGAUGUUGCAACGAUGUGAGCAGGUGCUCCAGAACUGGGACAUACAGACUAAAGGGAGUUCGAGCACGGCAGUUUCUAGCGUCCAUAGCUCCUGGUGUCAGCACCUGACGGACGCUCUGUCCACCCAUAUCAAGUCCUCCACCAUCAACCACAGCCUCUUCCGCUCCUUCGGCCCCGCAAUCAACACCCUCUGUGGAGCCCCCAUCAGAGGUCCUAGUCCACCCAAGAAGAAGAAGACUACUCCCCACCACACAAAGAGGGAAGGUCUCCCGGACCUGCUGCAGGGCGAGAUCGCUCGGCUCCACAACCGCUUCCGUGUCAGCCUUGACCCCCUGCACCAUGCCGACUCCAAGUCCAUACACCUGGUCUGCCGCCUUGAUGACAAGUCCCUGCCAAGUGUGCCCCCGAUCUCCGUGAUGAUCCCUGGAAACUACCCCAUGUCCAGCCCACAAUGCAACACCAGCUCCGAGGGCUAUGACGUGAGCUCCUUCUCCCAGGAUGUGCAGAAGAACCUCAACGACUCUGUCCUGAAGAUGCCCAACAAGUUCUCCUUCACGUCCCUGCUGGACACAUGGGAGAUGUGUGUGCGGAGAGCCUGUGCCUCCAUCAAUGUAGCAGGGGGCUGCUAAGGGUCACAACAGAAGGUGGGCGUGGUCAGGAACAGGAACAUGGAGAUCGUUGUGUUGCAGCCCUGUACCCACUCAAGGUCCUCAUUCCACCUUGGCCCAUGAUGUUUUAGCACUCCUUGUCCAUAUAUGGGUAUGAUGCUCCAGCAGUCUUUGUCCAUAUAUGGGUAUGAUGCUCCAGCAGUCUUUGUCCAUAUAUGGGUAUGAUGCUCCAGCAGUCUUUGUCCAUAUAUGGGUAUGAUACUCCAGCAGUCAUUUGCCAUAUAUGGGUAUUAUGCUCCAGCAGUCAUUGUCCAUAUAUGGGUAUGAUGCUCCAGCAGUCUUUGUCCAUAUAUGGGUAUGAUGCUCCAGCAGUCUUUGUCCAUAUAUGGGUAUGAUGCUCCAGCAGUCUUUGUCCAUAUAUGGGUAUGAUGCUCCAACAGUCAUUUGCCAUAUAUGGUUCCAAUGUUAUAUAUUUAUUUGAUGUUGAAGAGGUGAUCGGACGUCAGUUGGAUCAAGAGGACAAGAUCUGUUGCUGAAAGUGCAAUGUACAGACAAACUUUCAUUUCAAUCAAUACCAGACUGCUUAUUGAGAAUUGUUUUUGUAAGCCUCUGUCUAACAUUAUGUAUUGUUAUGAUUAUUAACCAUGUGUAAUGAAAAGGUAAAAGUGGUGAGAACUUGGGAGGAAUGUGUUGAGACAUAUACUGUGUCAUAAGGUGAUGAAUCAGAAUAUGUUCAGUACAAGAUAGUUUUCCAUCUGUUUCAUUCUUUUACUUCAUGUAAGAAUUUAGAAGGUUGAUUCACCUGAAGUAUACUUUCUGAUGUACAGGGGUACAUGCAGUAAAGAGAACUCAGUGUACUGGUCUCUCCAAGGUUCCUGGGGAGGCCAGGCCCAAGCACCUGCUGGUGUACUGGUCUCUCCAAGGUUCCCUGGGAGGCUAGGCCCAAGCACCUGCUGGUGUACUGGUCUCUCCGAGGUCCCCGGGGAGGCUAGGCCCAAGCACCUGAUGGUGUACUGGUCUCUCCAAGGUUCCUGGGGAGGCUAGGCCCAAGCACCUGCUGGUGUACUGGUCUCUCCAAGGUUCCCGGGGAGGCUAGGCCCAAGCACCUGCUGGUGUACUGGUCUCUCCAAGGUUCCUGGGGAGGCCAGGCCCCAGCACCUGCUGGUGUACUGGUC
Messenger RNA from Haliotis rufescens (red abalone), 2895 nucleotides. RefSeq names its product mediator of RNA polymerase II transcription subunit 15-like. The transcript is spliced from 17 exons. Gene Ontology annotation, biological process: regulation of DNA-templated transcription. Lineage: Eukaryota; Metazoa; Mollusca; Gastropoda; Lepetellida; Haliotidae. Gene Ontology annotation, molecular function: transcription coregulator activity. The coding region runs from base 23 to 1741 and encodes 572 amino acids. The record is from RefSeq and is a predicted model, not a curated record.